AUGACCAAACUCUACAGCAAGUCCAAAGAAAUGGCCGAGCUCAUAUCAUCUCAACCAUGGAUAGAUGAAGCCCUAAGCUCCCAAGAUGAGAUGAAGGAAGAAGAUAGCAGGCAAGCCUCCUAUGGGAUACUUGCUGGACUUAAUGAAGAGCAUGACAGUAUUGAGGAGGAGGAGGAAGAAGAAGAAGAUGGUGGGAAGCCAAAGAGAAGGGGCCCUAAGAAGAAGAAGAUGACCAAGGCAAGAAUUGAGAGGUUUAGGGCCCGCCGGGUGAAGGCUAAUGCCCGGGAGCGAACACGGAUGCAUGGGCUCAAUGAUGCUCUGGAUAACCUUAGGCAGGUGAUGCCCUGCUACUCCAAGACACAGAAAUUGUCCAAAAUUGAGACGCUCAGACUUGCCAGGAACUAUAUAUGGGCUUUGUCAGAGGUCCUGGAAAGUGGGCAGACUCCGGAAGGGAAAGGUUUUGUCGAGAUGCUAUGUAAAGGUUUGUCCCAACCAACCAGCAACUUGGUGGCUGGCUGCCUGCAGCUGGGACCUCAAACCCUGUUCUUGGAGAAACAUGAGGAGAAAAGCCCUGUCUCUGACUCAGCUGUGCCCGGCCACAGUUUUUCUUACCAGUCUCCUGGGCUGCCCAGUCCACCCUAUGGAAACAUGGAGGCCCACCUUCUACACCUAAAGCCUCCCACAUUCAAAAGCCUUGUGGAUCCAUCCUUUGGCAACCACCACCAAGACUGCACAUCUCCAGCAUAUGAGGGCCCCUUGACACCUCCCCUGAGCAUCAGUGGAAAUUUCUCCCUAAAGCAAGAUGGUUCUCCAGACCUGGAAAAAUCAUACAGCUUCAUGACCCACUACCCAUCUGUUAGCUUGAGCAGCACUCAUGGGCACAGCUCUCAUUUCUCAACCUCAGUGCCCAGGUAUGACAUCCCCAUAGAUAUGAGCUAUGACUCCUAUCCUCAUCAUGUGGUUGGGGCCCAGAUCAAUGCAAUAUUCAGUGAAUAA
Messenger RNA from Zootoca vivipara (common lizard), 996 nucleotides. It is a transcript of the gene NEUROD4, whose product is annotated as neuronal differentiation 4. NCBI's taxonomy places the organism in Eukaryota, Metazoa, Chordata, Lepidosauria, Squamata, Lacertidae. Gene Ontology annotation, molecular function: protein dimerization activity; E-box binding; DNA-binding transcription factor activity, RNA polymerase II-specific. Gene Ontology annotation, biological process: axon development; positive regulation of transcription by RNA polymerase II; nervous system development. Gene Ontology annotation, cellular component: nucleus. The record is from RefSeq and is a predicted model, not a curated record.